This is a messenger RNA of Sardina pilchardus (European sardine), 2369 nucleotides long. RefSeq names its product cell surface A33 antigen-like. The coding region runs from base 114 to 1622 and encodes 502 amino acids. Lineage: Eukaryota; Metazoa; Chordata; Actinopteri; Clupeiformes; Clupeidae. The record is from RefSeq and is a predicted model, not a curated record. The transcript is spliced from 7 exons. Gene Ontology annotation, cellular component: plasma membrane.
UUUCAAGGUGUGGCAAGCGCCAGUGCGCAGUCCAGAGAGAGACAGUCUUGGAGUAAAAAAAGCAAAAAUUUGCUUUAAUAGAAGGAAAUUGUUUGCCAUAAAUACAAACGAGAAUGGGUACUGGGCAAAAGGUAACAUUUGGACUUUACAUGCUCUCAGCUCUCUCAGUUAUCUUGGGGAUUCGUGUAGAGUUUCAGCAGCCGGAGUAUGAGGUCGCUAGGGAUGAUCCUGUCUCCAUGACAUGCACCUUCCAAACCGAAAUACCAAACAGUCCCACUGUUAUAAUCACCUGGACAGCAGAUGCGGAUGAUCCAAAUGAGCCACAGAUAUCGAUUGGAGCUUUUUACCAUCCUGGUAACGUGGUAGACAUUAAUUCUGCAUAUGAGGGCAGAGCUACCAUGAAAAAUGAUAUAGCUGCUGGAAUAUCAACACUGUCCUUCUCUCGUGUCACCAUGCAAGAGAACAGAGUUUUCCAAUGUAAAGUGCAGAUCCCUAUGGAUAAUGAUGGCCAAUCAGCAGACACUACCCGACUGGUGGUACUGGUUGCUCCAUCUCAACCUGUCUGUAAUGUCCAGGGCGAAGCAGAGUACGGCCACAAUAUUAACCUCACUUGCAAGUCCACGGAGGGGUCUCCAACACCCAUAUACAAGUGGGAAAGAUUUGACACCAGCAAUAACCGUCAACCUUUUCCACCAAGGACCACUGAGAGAGAUGGAGUUUUGUCUCUCUUCAAUGUAUCAAGGGAAACAUCAGGAUAUUAUAUCUGCACCUCAACCAAUAAGAUUCGGUCAGCUUCAUACAACAUGACACUCAGCAUUAUGCCACCUUCCAUGAACAUGGCUUUCACAGCAGGCCUCAUCGGGGCUGGUGCUGCCGGACUAGUGGUCCUCCUCAUUGUUGUGUAUUGCUGCUGCUGUAGGAAAGGGAAGCAGCAGCUACAGCAGGAGGAGGCACAAGAUUAUGAAAUGAGAGAUGCAGAGGAAUUCCGUGACGAUCCAAAGAGUGUUCCGUAUGAAGACGACACCCUCAAAUCAAGCACUGCUAAUUAUGUUGGAGGGAAGGGUCGCAAUGAACGCUUUGACAAUCACACUGAUGAUCGUCAAGGUGGCAAUCGCUAUGAUGAUCGCUAUGAGGGUGGUCACAGCCGUUCUCGUGAUCAACUUGAUCGCCAAGAUGAGAGUCGCAUGCGCCCCAGUGAUCGAAUAGAUCGCUAUGACGACACUCGCAGUCACUCAAGUGAUCGACUUGAUCGCUAUGAUGAUGGUCGCAGUCGAUCCAGUGAUCGACUUGAUCGCAAUGAUGAUGGUCGUGGUCGGUCUAAUGAACAACUUGAUCGCUAUGAUGAUCGUCGUGGUCGGUCUAAUGAACAACUUGAUCGCUAUGAUGAUCGUCGUGGUCGGUCUAAUGAACAACUUGAUCGCUAUGAUGAUCGUCGUGGUCGGUCUAAUGAACGACUUGAUCGCUAUGAUGACAAUCGUAGUCGCUCCAGUGAUCGACUUGACCGCUACGAGGGCAGUCGAGAUCAUUAUGAUGAUCGCAGGGACCACUACGAAGACCAACGUGAACGUUACCAGGACAAUCGCACUCACUAUGAUGAUCGGCGUAACUAUGAAGACAAUUGAGAUGAUCAUCGUUCAUACCUGCAUGAUCUGUAUGAUUGUUAUGAUGAUCACAGAAAUGGUCGGUAGGAUGACAUUUUGUCUACAGGAUUAUGGCCGCUUCAUGAAAAUCAUCAACUGACUAAAUCGACUGAGACUAUCAUACAUUUCAAGCUUGAAUAUUCUUUUAUUUUAUGCUUACAAGGAUUAGGCCAUUUAUAUGUUUGUUGUGUUUUUUUAUAUACCAUUGCAAUAGCUUUCUUGUCAUUGACAACUGUUGGUCAUGUAAGUGCAGCCAGCUCAGUAGGAUGACCAUUUGACCACAGGAUUAAGGCCCAUUUAUGAAAAGCAUCUACUGACUAAAUCAACUGAGACAUAUCAUAUAUUUCAAGCGUCUACUUCAAAUAUUCUUUUAUUAUGAUUAUAAAAUUAGGCAAAUUGUCGGUUGUGUUUUUUAAUUUACUAUCGCAAAUUGCAAUACAUUUCUUAACUGUUGGUCAUGUAAGUGCAGUUAUUAUUUGUGGAUUAACAUCAAAUUAAUGUCAAUUAUCAUUUCAGACCUUUUUUAGAAUCUUGUAUCAUGCUUGUGAGUCUACAGUGGUGGUAGGCCUAUACUUAAUCCAUGACUAUGCUUUAGCCUACUUGAGACAUGUAUUGUGCAGUUUUAGAAACUGUAGCAUUUAUCAUAGAUCUACAUAUAAAAUUAUUGUUUUGUUUGUUUGUUUGUCUUUGGGAACCUUCUUAUAGUUUUUAAUAAAUCUCUAAAGUUUG